This is a messenger RNA of Vicia villosa (hairy vetch), 1986 nucleotides long. RefSeq lists its product as uncharacterized. Bases 1 to 1986 code for a protein of 661 amino acids. NCBI's taxonomy places the organism in Eukaryota, Viridiplantae, Streptophyta, Magnoliopsida, Fabales, Fabaceae. Gene Ontology annotation, biological process: telomere maintenance; DNA repair. Gene Ontology annotation, molecular function: DNA helicase activity. The transcript is spliced from 5 exons. The record is from RefSeq and is a predicted model, not a curated record.
AUGAAUGAAGAUGGAUCUGUUUCGCAACAUGACGUCGUCGAUGAAAUAAAGCAGUAUAUUGACUGUAGGUACGUUUCUCCAAGUGAAGCUGCUUGGAGAAUUUAUGCUUUUCCUAUUCAUGGAAGAAAACCAGCUGUAGAAAGACUUCAUUUUCAUGCUGAGGGACAAAAUUCUAUUUUCUAUACUGAUGUCAGCCCUAUUACCACAGUCCUUGAUAAACCGAGCAUUACUGAGUCAAUGUUUACAUCUUGGUUUGAAGCCAAAAAGAAAUACGACGAAGCGCGCCAACUAACGUAUAGCAAUUUUGUUUCGAAGAUGAUGCUAACACAUGUUAAAGGACCGAAAAGCUAUGAUGAAAUAAAGACAGUAAACAAUGUUAAGUACGAUACUUUCCGUGAUGCAUGUUUUGCUAUGGGAUUUAUUGGGGAUGAUCAAGAAUUCAUAUCUGCAAUAACAGAAGCAUUUCAUUGGGGUUCUGGAUAUUAUUUGAGAUUACUUUUUGUUCACAUGUUAUUGUCAAGUAGCAUUAAUAGGCCUAAGCAUGUCUGGAGUAAAACUCGACAUCUGUUAUCUGAUGGAAUUCUUUAUUCUCAGCAAAGGAUUGCAAACAACAAAGGUCUGCGGCUAACAAAUGAAGAAAUUUUGAAUUUAACAUUGAUUGAAAUUGAAAAACUUCUUCGGCGAAGUCGAAAGAGUUUAAGUGAUUUCCCUGGAAUGCCAAAACCACAGGGUUACAUAAUUGAGGAGCUUGGAAAUAAUUUAAUAUAUGAAGAGCGAAACUACGAUCCUGCUGAACAACUUCAAGAGUUUAAUACGCUGUAUAAUAACCUCACAGAUGAACAAAGAGAUGUUUUCAAACAAAUCUUGACGGCUGUUGAUACCGAGAAUGGAGGCGUAUUCUUUCUGUAUGGAUACGGCGGUACAGGCAAAACAUACAUGUGGAGAACAUUAGCUUCUUACAUAAGAUCAAGAAGACAAAUAUGCUUGACAGUUGCCUCUUCAGGUAUUGCAUCCCUGUUUCUCCCCGGUGAUCGAACGACACAUUCUAAAUUUAAGAUUCCAAUUCCCACACUUGAAUCUUUGACAUGCGACAUUAACAAGGGUAGUGACAGGGGGGACUUACUAAAAGUAUCGAAAUUGAUUAUUUGGGAUGAAGCUCCGAUGUGUCACAAAUUUUGUUUUGAAGCUUUGGAUAAAACCCUCAGAGACAUCAUGGGUGGAUCCAGGUCAUCAGAUAAAAUAUUUGGUGGUAAGGUAAUUGUGUUUGGUGGCGAUUUCAGACAGAUUCUACCGGUUAUUCCAAGAGGCAGUUGUUCAGAUAUAAUUCAUGCAACUAUCAAUUCAUCAUACAUUUGGGAUCAUUGUAAGGUUUUGAAACUUACAAAAAACAUGAGGCUUCAACAAUCUGGGACGACUGCAUCAGCAUCUGAGUUAGAACAGUUUUCAAAUUGGAUAUUAAAAGUUGGAGAUGGAAAACUAGCAGAACCUAACGAUGGCUAUGCUGAUAUUGAUAUUCCAGCAGAUAUUUUGAUAUCAAAUUUUGAUGAUCCCCUUCGAGCAAUAUUCGAAAACACUUAUCCAAAUUUUGAAGCUAACUUCAAUAAUAUAGCUUUUCUGCAGUCAAGGGCAAUAUUGGCUGGAACAAUUGAGAGAGUAGAUGAAACAAAUCACCAUGUAUUAGAUAAUCUCCCAGAGGACGAAAAGGAAUACUUAAGCUCUGAUUCAGUCGAUACGCAUGAUGGUGAUGGCAAUGAAUCUUUUGAUGUUUUAACUCCUGAGUUUUUGAAUGCAUUGAGAACGUCAGGACUUCCUAAUCAUAAGAUCAGAUUGAAAGUAAAUACUCAAAUCAUGCUGCUCAGGAAUAUUGAUCAAGCAGAAGGUUUAUGCAAUGGAACACGUCUAAUUGUUACAAGAUUGGCUGAUCAUGUUAUUGAAGCCAAAAUAAUUUCAGGCAAGAACAUCGGCGGUAUCAUUUAUAUUGCAUGA